UCUGGGUGCUGGCACCCAGCCACUCUUCUGCCAAUGAAGUACAUUCUAGUUACUGGUGGGGUCAUCUCAGGCAUUGGGAAAGGGAUUAUUACUAGCAGCAUCGGGAUGAUUCUGAAGUCAUCUGGACUCCGAGUUACUGCCAUCAAAAUCGACCCGUAUCUCAACAUUGAUGCUGGCACUUUUUCACCUUUUGAACACGGUGAAGUGUUUGUCUUAAAUGAUGGUGGAGAAGUUGAUUUAGACCUGGGGAAUUAUGAAAGGUUCUUGGAUGUUAACCUUUGUAGGGACAACAACAUCACCACUGGGAAAAUAUAUCAUCAUGUGAUCAAUAAAGAGAGACGGGGUGAUUACCUGGGCAAAACAGUACAAGUGGUCCCUCACAUCACUGAUGCCAUCCAGGAGUGGGUGAUGAACCAAGCCAUGGUGCCUGUGGAUGAGAACAAGGAGGAGCCCCAGGUCUGCAUCAUUGAGCUGGGUGGCACCAUUGGAGACAUUGAAGGCAUGCCGUAUGUGGAAGCAUUCAGACAAUUCCAGUUUAAGGCCAAGAGAGAGAAUUUCUGUAAUAUCCACGUUAGCCUUGUCCCGCAGCCCAGCAAUAGUGGAGAACAAAAAACCAAACCCACACAAAACAGUGUUCGUGCAAUGCGAUGCCUUGGGCUCUCUCCAGACCUGAUUAUCUGCAGAAGUGCAACACCCAUAGAUAUGGCUGUGAAGGAAAAGAUUUCUAUGUUUUGUCAUGUGAAACCCGAACAGGUAAUAUGUAUCCAUGAUGUUUCUUCCGUAUACCGAGCACCUAUAAUUUUGGAUGAACAAGGCAUUGCUAACUAUUUGAAAGAGAGGUUGAACUUGCCUAUUGUUGAUUCUGCAAGUAAUUUGCUUUUCAAGUGGAGAAACCUGGCCGACAGGUAUGAAAACCUACAGAAGACAUGCUCCAUAGCUCUGGUCGGCAAAUACAGCACGCUCAGGGACUGCUAUGCCUCUGUGUUCAAGGCCCUGGAACACUCAGCCUUGGCCAUCAAUUACAAGUUGAAUCUGAUGUACAUAGACUCCAUUGACCUGGAGCAGACCACUGAAAAUGAGGACCCUAUGAAAUUCCAUGAAGCGUGGCAGAAGAUAUGCAAAGCCGAUGGUAUUCUUGUGCCAGGAGGCUUCGGAACCAGAGGAAUGAUGGGAAAACUGCAGGCAAUUUCUUGGGCAAGGACAAAGAAGAUUCCUUUUCUGGGAGUUUGCCUUGGGAUGCAGCUUGCUGUGAUUGAGUUUGCAAGAAAUUGCCUUAACUGGAAAGAUGCUGAUUCCACAGAAUUUGAUCCAAAUACCUCUGUUCCUCUGGUGAUUGAUAUGCCUGAACACAACCCUGGCAAUUUGGGAGGAUCAGUGAGGAUGGGAUUAAGAAGAACUGUUUUCAAAACGGAAAAUUCCAUGUUAAGAAAGCUUUAUGGUGAUGUCCCUUUUAUAGAAGAAAGACACAGACAUCGGUAUGAGGUGAACCCUAACCUGGCCAGCCAAUUUGAGCAGAGCGACUUACAUUUUGUAGCUCAGGAUGUUGAUGGGGAGAGAAUGGAAAUCAUGGAACUGGCAAAUCAUCCCUAUUUUGUUGGUGUCCAGUUCCAUCCUGAGUUUUCUUCUAGACCCAUGAGACCUUCCCCUCCAUACCUGGGACUAUUACUUGCAGCAACUGGGAAUCUGAAUGACUUUAUGCAACAAGGCUGUCAACUGUCAUCCAGUGAUAGAUACAGCGAUGCCAGUGAUGACAGCUUUUCAGAACCAAGGUUAGCUGAGUUGGAAAUACAAUGAAAUGGAUUCCUGUAAUAACAGGGACUGCCUGAGACG
Molecule: messenger RNA, 1830 nt
Organism: Chrysochloris asiatica (Cape golden mole)
Lineage: Eukaryota; Metazoa; Chordata; Mammalia; Afrosoricida; Chrysochloridae
Gene: CTPS2
Product: CTP synthase 2
Exons: 17
Coding region: 34-1794 (586 amino acids)
Biological process (GO): CTP biosynthetic process; pyrimidine nucleobase biosynthetic process
Cellular component (GO): cytoplasm; cytoophidium
Molecular function (GO): CTP synthase activity; identical protein binding
Source: RefSeq, a predicted model, not a curated record